Molecule: messenger RNA, 1903 nt
Organism: Andrographis paniculata
Lineage: Eukaryota; Viridiplantae; Streptophyta; Magnoliopsida; Lamiales; Acanthaceae
Product: protein AIR2-like
Exons: 7
Coding region: 176-1615 (479 amino acids)
Molecular function (GO): nucleic acid binding; zinc ion binding
Source: RefSeq, a predicted model, not a curated record
UACUGAUUUGGGAACUUUUUAGGGUUAGGGUUUGUAUCUCCCCAUCGUUCCGACCUUGCUGAUUCCUACGUUGUCAUUGUUGCCAAGACCCUGAUAUUCUACUAUAAUAUUUUUGCUUAUCGUUGUAGCGGCAGAGUAUCGAAGAGGGGGCAAUAGGGCGCAAUCGAAAGACGACAUGGGGAAGCGGAGAGAUUCCGCGAGCAGCUACGACGACGAGGAGGCUAAUGGAGACCUCAGCUUGGAAAUCGUUCGGAAAUCCAUGCGCCGAGCGGUCAAUAAUGAUCCGCGGACGGAUGGGGUUUCUGAAAUUGUUACGGUUUUGAAGGAAGAAAAGAAGAGGAAGGAGAAAAGGAAGAAGAAAAAGAGCGACGAAAUUGGAGUGGAUGUCGAUUCUGGUAUAGACCUGAACGAAACAGUAGUGAAGUUGGAAGAAGAGGAGAGGAAAGCGGAGAAAAGGAAGAAGGCGAAGACCCAUGACGUUAAAGCUCCUGAUGAUUCUGGAGAUCAUGGGAAGGAUGAUGAGAAGCCACUGCCUGAUAAAGCAAUUGAUGCCUCACUUAAUGCUGAUGAAACAAAACCUGCCGAGUCAUCAGACAAUGUUGUUCUGAGGAAGCUUCUUAGGGGGCCUAGGUACUUUGAUCCUCCAGAUAGUAGUUGGGGAACAUGCUACAAUUGUGGGGAAGAGGGUCAUACAACGGUCAACUGUACAGCUGCUAAGCGCAAGAAGCCCUGCUUUGUCUGUGGGAGCUUUGAACAUAAUGCAAAACAAUGCUCCAAGGGACGGGAUUGCUUUAUCUGCAAACAGCAUGGUCACCGUGCAAAAGACUGUCCUGACAAAUUCAAAAGUUCUAGGAUAUGUCUUAAAUGUGGAGAUCCAGGGCAUGAUAUGUUCUCGUGUAGAAAUGACUAUUAUUCAGACGAUCUCCAGGAGAUACAAUGUUACAUUUGUGGAAGGUUUGGUCAUCUGUGUUGUAAAAAUUACAGCGAUGGUGGUCCUCAAGUGCUUUCAUGCUACAGAUGUGGUCUUACUGGCCAUUCUGGUUUGGCGUGCACGUGGCAACCGGGAGAUACAGAGGACAUGGUACCUUCACAUUCUUGCUACAGAUGUGGUCUAGAAGGGCAUUUUGCUCGGGAAUGCACCAAUUCAACCAAGGCUGGUAAGAGACAUCGGGAACCUUCAACACCAAAACAGAAGUCUUCUAAGAAUAGGGAUAAAAGGGACACAAGAUCUGCACCUCAAGAUCUCGCAAAGGCACGCAGGAAGAAGAAAUCUCAGCAUCAAGAAUUUGCUUCACCUAAAAAGCCAAAAUCCAGAGGUGGCUGGAUCACCGAAGAUCCUGAUUCUGAACCUGAAUACACUUACCACAGUAAAUCCAAAUCGAAGAACUGGAGAUCUCCAAGCACCCCUAAGAGUAGAUGGGCUAAACUCCCGAGCUCAAAUGGCGGUUAUGCAUCCGCCUCCCAUUCUUCAAAAAGGCCUCGCAACCUUAAUUAUGAUGAUUCAGCCUCCAAUGGGCAAACAAGAUUUCAUCGGCCCAGAUAUUCUGCUUCAAGAUUCGACAACGCGAGCAGGAACAACAGCAACAACAGGAUGGGAAGAAACUACGACUGGUGAUUAUGAUGAUUCAGUGUAGAGAGUUAAUUCAUUCUUCUUGAGAUAUAUAUAUAUAUAUUUAUGCAAAAUUGCAAUUUCUGCAUUCCCCGGUAAAAUGUGCAAUGCAAUUUGGGGCUUGCAGGCUCGAUAUAUAUACUACGGUUGCAUCAACGCACUAGGUUAGAUAGAUCGUAUGUCCGUUCGUUGGUUGUGCGGAUUUAUAAGGAUUGUAACCUGUACCUGCUGCUUCUUACAGUUCACUUGUAUUAAGAGACGCUCUUCACUUGUAUAAGGAUGGUUUUUUGUGUA